AUGACGCCCAUCUACGCACAGUCAACACCACGCGAGAAAUACCUCUUCCACGUGUUCUGCACCGAGACCGCCCUCCGGCAAGAGCCGGGGUCCGACAGCUUCGAAGGCACCUUUUGGUCCGUCGAUGUCCCGCAGGCCUGCCACGCGCAUCCCGCCGUCUGGCAUUCCGCCCUCGCAAUCGCCUCGAUGCAAACACGGCCGAGAGCCGUGUGCACCCGAGGCCACGGCGCAGCUCAGCCUUGCGCUGACGACGACGCCGCCUUCAAGCAGUACACGAAAGCCAUCGGCCAUCUCAUGCGGGCGACGCAAAACACACACCCCAGCUUCCAGGACCAGUCGCUCAUCCUCAUGGCCACCGUGCUCCUCCUGGGCUUCGCCAGUCUAAGAGGCAACUUCAACGAGGUCAAGUUCUUUGCCGGCCACGGCAUCCGGCUCUUCACAAACUGGCGCUUCCGCGAUGAGGCAGAAACCUGGAAGUCGUCGGCGCGAAGCAACCUCAUCUCCGUCACCUCUCUCAUCUCCCUGCUCGACCACCUGCUAGUCCAAUACACUUGGGCGUGCAAAGCCUCGGACCUGCCCCGACAGGCGUACACCACCUCCGCCGCGCCGAAACGGCCCUUCCAAAGCAUGACAGAGGCACACCACGAGUACCAAGCGUUGCAGCUCCAUCGGUUCGAGCUGCUGCGCGCGCGAGCACUCGGCUCCGUGACCGGGGACUGGCGGCCAUUCCGCUACUUCCAUGAGGCCUGGCUCGCCAGGUCAUCCGCCUGGAAGGACAAGCUCGCCCAGACCAGACGGCAGAGUGAGCAUCAAGGCGACGACGCACCGCUGAGGCCGUCGCUGAUUCUGCAAAUGGGGCUCGUCGGGCUGCAGAUAUGCGCUCAGGUGGGACCCGGCACCGACGAGCUCUACUGGGACAGGUUCGCCUCGAAAUUUAGACGCAUUGUCGACAUUGCCGAGAGGAUUUUCCACGGAAAGACAGACUCCCGGGGCCAGCGGCCGGCACGCCCCGUAUUCACAUUUGGCCCCUCGCAGCUCGGGGUAUUGUACAUGGUUGCGUCGGCGUGCCGGGAGCGCGCCACGCGCGCGAGGACCCUGGCGUUGCUGCAGGGGCUGAAGCAGAGAGAUGGCCUGUUGGACAGCGGGCUGUUCGCGGCCCUGUCCGAGGCAAAGAUGCGGAUUGAGGAAACGGGCAGAGAGCUGGUCGGCUUGGCGGAGCCCAAGACCUGUACUUGCAUUCCCCGGGAGUACAUCUGCCGGCACCAUAGAGUGAGGGACGUCGGGAUAGAGUUCUUGGACAGCGGCUUGGCAAGGCUAGACAUUCAGACGUUUGACGGCGAUGACGCGCAGGCUCCGCGCACGAAGUCGCUAACUGUGCGUUGGAACGGGAGCUGA
Messenger RNA from Metarhizium album ARSEF 1941, 1395 nucleotides. RefSeq lists its product as uncharacterized. The transcript has a single exon. The record is from RefSeq and is a predicted model, not a curated record. Lineage: Eukaryota; Fungi; Ascomycota; Sordariomycetes; Hypocreales; Clavicipitaceae. Bases 1 to 1395 code for a protein of 464 amino acids.